Molecule: messenger RNA, 3066 nt
Organism: Symbiodinium natans
Lineage: Eukaryota; Dinophyceae; Suessiales; Symbiodiniaceae
Source: the annotation of a GenBank genome assembly
AUGCACAUAGCUGGACCGUCAGCUGACUUGCCGACUGGGUCCCUCUUCGCUGCUUUCAGCCUCAAGCGUUUCAAACAGAAAGUCAUUGGCUUCGUGUCAGAUCGCAAAGAUUUCUAUCACCAAGCGCAGGUUACGGCGCAGAGAGCGCAGUCAAACUCCUUGUGUUUUGACUUCUCCCGAGAGGAGCUCGCUGGCACUGGAGCUCUUGCCUCUCUUCUCACAUCCGCAGCUGACAACCUGAGUCUUGGCAAUAAGCGUAGACAGGCUGCAGGUGAGGGUUUGGGAGGCUUGUGCGACCAAACAUUCCACCCACGGACCAUUCUUGCUGCCUCUUCCUUCACUCCGGGGUUUGCUUCUUUGUUUCAAGGCGACCAUCUUGGGGUCGAAUAUGCUUUGGAGUCCCACAGCCAAUUCCUUGUCAGUUCUGGUGCGCUCAAAGAAGAUUUGUGGCUGAGAAAUCAUCAUCCUCUGCUUCUUGCCCAUACAUGGGAGGCUCUUUUCAUAGACGACUUUGUCACGGUAGGUGCUGCGAGCCUUGAUGGCACUGGACCAUCAGCAUCCCUUGCCAGUCGCUUGUACGAGGUUGCUAAGACUGCUUAUGAUGAAGGUCACCUCCUAGGAUCGCCGGAAAAAGACAUUGAAGGUGAGGCCCUUUUUCAGGCAAUAGGUGCGGAGUUAGACAGCCGUGAAGAAAUUGUCCGCAGAGGCCUCGCUACGGCUGCUGCCCCUUUGGCCAGACGUGUCAGUCUGAGCCUCUUGAGCCUUCGCGCCGCCUCCUUGCCUUGCACCACGCCUACCUUGGUCGCGAAGCUCGUUGGUGCUUGGGUUUCGGCUGCUAUGUUUAGGCGCUGCACCAUGGUAAUCUUCAGCGAGGUCUUUAGCAUCAGUGCCAAAGCUGCGAGUAGAGAAGGGGGCAAGGAGAAAAGUGUGCAUCUCCCGCGUCGUGUCGCACAAGAGCUCUGCCUCGCGGCUGUCCUUGCGCCUUUGAUGGCUUCGAGUUUGACAGCUACCACUCAGAGUCGGAUCUAUGCCACAGAUGCCUCCCUGGGCUUAGGAGCGAUUGUGUCGGCGGAAGUUCAGCAGGGCUUGGCUCGAUCCCUUUGGCUAAAUGGCGAUAGAAAAGGCGCAUACUCUGAGUUGAAUGUUGGGGCUGCUGCUUUGCUAAAAGCUGCUGGUGAGCAGAUCGAAGAUGAGGAUGUUGAAAGCUGGCCUUUGUUCGAACACUCAAGGUUCCCUCGGCUCACAAAGACCAUCCCUUUCAUUCUUGAUGUGCUUGAGAUCUGCGGUGGCUCUGGAGCUGUAUCAAAGGCCGCCUCUCAGCUUGGACUUGCGACCUGCGUUCCAAUCGACUUGGGGACCUCGCCUCACUUUGAUGUCUUGCAUCCUUCCUUUGCCAUUUGGCUCUAUGAGAUGUUGCGUUCGGGCAGGGCCAGGUCUUUGUUGAUCUCUCCUCCUUGCGAUACUUUCUCUCCUGCCAGGCGCCCACAGCUCAGGUCCUAUGUCGAGCCAAAGGGUUUUGACAGGUCGGAGCCCAAGGUCAAGAUUGGAAACCGCCUCGCUCAACGUUGCUUGGUCUUCUUCUGGUUCGCUGUGCGGCUUCAGGUGCCUGCGAUUUUUGAGCAGCCCAGGGGCUCAAAGAUGUGCUGGACAAGUUGGUGGCGUUUCAUUGCCAGCCUACCUGGCGUCAUAGAGCUUUGCAGACAGUGCUCCGGCGAUCACUCGCACGCCCCGGUGCAGGGGAAACACGCCAAGAGUUCUGCUGUCUACUGUGAAGGUUUGGCCAUGGAGAUUGCUCGGACCUUUCGUGACAGCCUAUGCGCAUCUGCUCUGCCUCCCGAAAAACCUGGGAUCGAAUCCGUGGUGGUAAACCAUGUGCUCCUCUCUGCCAAUUGGCAAGUCGACAAGGUCGUCCCUUGGAAAAACAAAUGCCACAUAAAUGCCCUUGAACUUGCUGUGUUGUGCAUUCUGAACCGUGACGCCGCCAUUUCUAUGCCAGACUCCCGCUUGACUGUCUUGGUUGACAGUCAGGUUGCAAAAUCCUCUGCUGCAAAGGGCCGCUCCACUUCGUAUGCAUUGAAGCCUGGCUUGUGGAGAAUCGCAGCUCUCCAGCUCGCUUUCGGACUGUAUUGGUCAUAUGGUUUCGCGCCCACGCGCCUCAAUAUCGCGGACGAUCCGACCAGGCGUGUUGACCUCAGGAGAGGCGCAGGUCAGUCCCUUUGCGCCCUUUUGCCCCUCGAAGUUGUGCACUGGCUGGGCUCUUUCCGUUUGAGGCGACCACUUGCUUCCUGGGCGAGAUUGAGCUUACUUGUCGUCUUGACACGUCAGGGCUCUUGCUCUUUCUUUCAGGGGAAGCAGUCUGACUUCAGGUCAUCUGAUGGCUGCAAGCUCGUUGAGUUCGAUGCCUCCCUCGGCUUUCCUGGCGAGGGACCUCUCAGACGUGUUGUUUGGCCUUCUCUUUUGUGCUGGGCCUCAAUCGUCGGUGUUUUCUCCACUUUCGGCUCCUGGUUUUCGCUUUCGGAGCCUUCGCUUUCUUUUCCUCUUGUCGCGCCUUGCUUCCUCUUCCCUCUUCACUUUGCCUCCUCGUCUUCUUUCUCAUUUCAGGGCCUGUUCAGGGUUGUAGUCCUUUGUGAUGCUGCCAUGGCCUCCCCCGCGCCUGGGACUCCUGUACCGGUGACGCCUGCUGACUUCAAGAGAGCCUCUGUGCGGGAAUCUGUUGUUUUGAUCGCUGACCGAGUCAUUCAACCUUCAACCCGAAGCAACAGAUUGAAGUUGGUGCAGGCUUUUGAGAGCUGGUUAGUCGGGCAAACUGAACUUACUUUAACCAAUUUGCUGUCGGGUGCUGAUGUCGAGCAAAUCUCUGAGCUUCUGGUUGCUUAUGGAAGCAGCUUUUCAAGGCUGGGCACCCGUAUGGGAAAUAUUCUGAGACUGUCCACGCCAUUGGGGCAUUGCGGCCGGCUAUCAGACGCUCACUUGGUCACGCCUGGGACUUGGCCUUUGCUUGGCUGGCCGAGGAGCCCCCGACGCAUCACCGAGCCAUGCCCAAAGGCAUCCUUUUGGCUGUGCUGA